This is a messenger RNA of Uncinocarpus reesii 1704, 684 nucleotides long. RefSeq lists its product as uncharacterized. Gene Ontology annotation, molecular function: double-stranded RNA binding; single-strand break-containing DNA binding; DNA 5'-adenosine monophosphate hydrolase activity. Gene Ontology annotation, cellular component: nucleus. The transcript has 2 exons. The coding region runs from base 1 to 684 and encodes 227 amino acids. NCBI's taxonomy places the organism in Eukaryota, Fungi, Ascomycota, Eurotiomycetes, Onygenales, Onygenaceae. Gene Ontology annotation, biological process: double-strand break repair; single strand break repair. The record is from RefSeq and is a predicted model, not a curated record.
AUGCUUUCCUCGAGCGUCCAUCGAGCCUUUCAGAGCCGAGAUGCACUAGGUGCCUAUAUUAAGGCGCCGGAGUCGUCGCCAGGGAUCAUAUAUUAUACGGAGGAUUUCGUCGCGAUAGCUGAUCGCUACCCUAAAUCUUCCGUUCACCUUCUUUUACUCCCUAGAGAUCCAUCAAAAUAUCGACUGCAUCCGUUCGAGGCAUUUGAAGAUGCUGAAUUCUUGGCCAAAGUGCAAGCGGAGACUCAGAAGCUACGUAAGAUAGCAGCAUCAGAACUGCGUCGUAUCUAUGGCAAAUUCUCGGUGUUGGAGAAUGCCCGUCUAGAAGCCAUGGAUGCCGAUCCUCCUCCCGAUGAACUCCCCAUUGGAAGAGACUGGGAGCAGGAGAUAAUGUGCGGUGUUCAUGCCCAUCCGUCCAUGAACCACCUCCACAUUCACAUCAUUUCCAAGGACAGAUAUAGCCCGUGCCUUAAGCACAGAAAGCAUUACAACAGUUUUGCUACACCAUUUUUCGUCCCUAUAAAUGAUAUGCCCCUUGGCCCUCAUGACCCGAGGAGGCAUCCUGGAAGGGAAGGCUACCUGCAGCAAGAUUUGAAAUGCUGGAGAUGCGGAGCCAAUUUCGACAAUAAAUUUACAAAACUUAAAGACCACCUAAGCCAAGAGUUUGAAAGUUGGAAGUGCUCCUAA